UUCCAAUGAUUUCAUUGAGACUUCAUCGAAAGGUUUGGUUUUUCGUUUGAAUUUCUUUUGGUUUCCGAUCUAUUUGUUUGCUGAAUUUCCAUGGCGAAAGGCGAAGGUCCGGCGAUCGGAAUCGAUCUCGGGACGACGUACUCGUGCGUCGGCGUAUGGCAGCAUGAUCGGGUGGAGAUCAUCGCCAAUGAUCAGGGCAACCGCACUACUCCGUCCUAUGUUGCUUUCACCGACACCGAGCGACUCAUCGGCGAUGCUGCGAAGAAUCAGGUCGCGAUGAACCCUACUAACACUGUCUUCGAUGCAAAGCGAUUGAUUGGUAGAAGAUACACUGAUCCCUCUGUUCAGAGUGACAUGAAGCUCUGGCCAUUCAAGGUGAUUCCUGGCCCUGGUGACAAGCCAAUGAUUGUAGUACUUCACAAGGGUGAAGAAAAGCAAUUUGCUGCAGAGGAGAUUUCAUCAAUGGUCCUCAUCAAGAUGAAGGAGAUUGCUGAGGCUUAUCUCGGCACCAGCAUCAAGAACGCUGUGGUUACAGUCCCUGCCUACUUUAAUGACUCACAGCGUCAGGCUACAAAGGAUGCUGGUGUCAUAGCUGGCCUAAAUGUCAUGAGAAUUAUUAAUGAGCCUACGGCUGCAGCCAUUGCUUAUGGUCUUGACAAGAAGGCCACUAGCUCAGGCGAGAAGAAUGUCCUUAUUUUUGAUCUUGGUGGUGGUACAUUCGAUGUCUCUUUGCUCACCAUUGAAGAAGGUAUCUUUGAGGUGAAGGCAACGGCUGGUGACACUCACCUUGGCGGAGAAGAUUUUGACAACAGAAUGGUGAAUCAUUUUGUGCAAGAGUUUAAGAGAAAGAACAAGAAGGACAUCAGUGGCAACCCAAGGGCUCUCAGGAGACUUAGAACAGCAUGCGAAAGAGCGAAGAGAACCCUCUCUUCCACAGCACAAACCACCAUAGAAAUUGAUUCUCUCUAUGAAGGGAUUGAUUUUUACACAACAAUUACCCGAGCCCGGUUUGAAGAACUCAACAUGGAUUUAUUCAGGAAGUGCAUGGAACCAGUGGAGAAGUGUUUAAGAGACGCAAAGAUGGACAAGAGCUCAGUCCAUGAUGUUGUGUUAGUCGGUGGCUCAACUAGAAUUCCCAAAGUUCAGCAACUAUUGCAAGAUUUCUUCAAUGGAAAAGAACUCUGCAAAAGCAUCAACCCUGAUGAAGCUGUUGCUUAUGGUGCUGCAGUUCAAGCUGCAAUCUUAAGUGGUGAAGGCAAUGAGAAAGUUCAGGACUUGUUACUGUUGGAUGUCACACCUCUUUCUCUUGGUCUUGAAACUGCUGGUGGUGUGAUGACUGUUUUGAUUCCAAGGAACACAACCAUCCCCACAAAGAAAGAACAGGUAUUCUCCACCUACUCAGAUAACCAGCCUGGUGUUUUGAUCCAGGUCUAUGAAGGAGAAAGAACCAGGACCAGAGACAACAAUCUUCUCGGCAAAUUCGAGCUUUCCGGCAUCCCUCCAGCUCCCAGAGGAGUUCCUCAGAUCACCGUCUGCUUUGACAUCGAUGCCAACGGCAUCCUCAACGUCUCUGCAGAAGACAAAACCACUGGACAGAAGAACAAGAUCACCAUCACCAAUGACAAGGGAAGACUAAGCAAAGAGGAAAUCGAAAAGAUGGUGCAAGAGGCAGAGAAGUACAAGUCUGAGGAUGAAGAACACAAAAAGAAAGUUGAAGCAAAGAACUCAUUAGAGAACUAUGCUUACAACAUGAGGAACACAAUUAAGGAUGAGAAGAUUGCAUCAAAGCUUGCCCCUGCAGACAAGAAGAAGAUUGAGGAUGCCAUUGAUGAAGCAAUUCAAUGGUUGGAUGGCAACCAGCUGGGAGAGGCAGAGGAGUUUGAGGACAAAAUGAAGGAGUUGGAGAACAUUUGCAAUCCAAUCAUUGCUAAGAUGUAUCAGGGUGAAGGUGCUGGAAUGGGUGGUGCCGGAGGCGUGGAUGAAGACAUGCCUUCUGCUGCUGCUGCUGCUGGUUCUGGUUCUGGUUCUGGUGCUGGGCCAAAGAUUGAGGAAGUUGAUUAAGUUGGCAAAGAUGUGAAGGUUUAUUUUGGUUGGUUUUUGUUCAUGUUUUUAGUCUUUCUGGCAUAUAACUAUUUUAGUAGACUUUUUUUUUUAUUUUCUAUGUGGUUGGGUUUUUUUAGUAAAUUGUGACUCUUUUUACAGUGGUCUAUUUUAUA
Molecule: messenger RNA, 2216 nt
Organism: Dioscorea cayenensis subsp. rotundata (Guinea yam)
Lineage: Eukaryota; Viridiplantae; Streptophyta; Magnoliopsida; Dioscoreales; Dioscoreaceae
Product: heat shock 70 kDa protein 4-like
Exons: 2
Coding region: 91-2061 (656 amino acids)
Biological process (GO): cellular response to unfolded protein; protein refolding
Cellular component (GO): cytoplasm
Molecular function (GO): heat shock protein binding; misfolded protein binding; ATP-dependent protein folding chaperone
Source: RefSeq, a predicted model, not a curated record